UUGACCCGCAGGCGUUUACACUCCUCCUCCUCUCAGAAUAGGAGCCGCCUCCCACUAUAUAACCGGGACUGGUCCCAGUCAGCCAGCGGCCGCAGAGAGGAGCUCCCAGCAGACCGGUCGGAUCAGAUCUGGGUCCCGUCUCUUUCCGUCUCCAACGCGGGGUUCCACCCGGCCUGGGGAGGAAGAGAGGGGCAGCAAACUGACACUUUUACGCACGGGUUGUGCGGAAAACCGUGCGUCCUACAGCUGUCUCCAGGAGCUCCGCGCGCGCGCCAGUGCAAACUUCACUGCCAGAUAAUUGAAAAGAAAAAAAAAGAAGUUUUUAAAAGCAUUCCAAAAUGCAGCCAUAAAGUGUUACAACUGUUUCUAAAAGGAGGAAAAGUUCCGUUUGAGUCCAGUUCUCGUCCAAAUGGAGGGAAACGCCCCUUAAAGCGACCAGACAAGAUGGGAAAAUGGGAGCUAACCAUGAACCCGGUGCAGGAGUGGGGUGAGGAGAAGGAGGCCGGCACCGUGUACGGGGUCACCCUGCGCCGAGAGCCCGUGCCCUCCUCCCCCGGCCCCGACGGGACCAGCCCCGGGGGGGCCUUCGUCCAGUACCGGACCUGCAAGGUGCGGCGCCUGAAGGCCGCCACCCUGGACCUGCUGGUCAACCACCUCCUGGACGGCAGCAGCCAGGAGCAGGACUACAGCAAGAUCUUCGUGUCCACCUACAGGACCUUCACCGACACCACGCAGCUCCUGGAGCUGCUCUUCCAGAGAGACAAUGCUUCCUCAGACCUGGACAACAGUGAAUACUAUCGGAGCCCUCUGCUGGCCUUUGUUCAGACAUGGCUGGAUGAGUUUAGCGAGGACUUCCGGGACCCUCCGCUGCACCCGGCUCUCCGGCUGCUCCUGGACCACCUGAGGAUCAGCUCCGCCGUGCACGACGGCCAAGAAGAGGGGGGCUCUGGUGAUGAAGACUCUGGAUGCGAGAGCUCUCCGGAUAGAGGAGGCAUCAUGGACUUCUCUGCUGCGGCAAUUGCUGAGCAACUGACCCGGACGGACUCGGCUCUGUUCGUCAAAGUGAUGCCCUACCAGUGUCUGGGCUGCGUGUGGUCCCAGAGGGACAAGAAGGAAAACCUGUCCCCCACCAUCCGGGCCACCAUCGCGCAGUUCAACGCCGUCACCAACCAGGUCAUCGCCUCCCUGCUCUGCCGGCCCGAGGGCACCGGUCACUCCUCCUGCCCGCUGCCCGCCAGCACGCCGGUGCAGAGGGCUCGCAUCAUCGAGAAGUGGAUUAAAGUGGCACAGGAUUGCCGUCGGCUGAAGAACUUCUCCUCCCUGAAGGCCAUCUUGUCGGCCCUGCAGUCUAAUGCUGUUUACAGACUGAGGAAGACCUGGGCUGCUGUUUGCAGGGACAGCAUGGUCACAUUCGAUAACCUCUUGGAGACUUUACCUGAUGAGAACUGUGUUCUAACUCACAAAGAGCUCCUGGUGGAGGAUGGAGGCCAAGUGACGAUGGGUAACAUUUCUCCAAAGAUAUUCAAGAAGUGUCGACUCCCCAGACAGUUGAGCACCUCCAGUGGAGUCGUCCCGUACCUGGGCACCUAUCUCACCGUCCUCACCAUGCUGGACACCGCUCUGCCGGACACCGUUGAGGGAGGAUUCAUAAACUUUGAGAAAAGGAGGAGGGAAUUUGAUGUUUUGUCACAGAUCCGUCUGUUGCAAGCUUCCUGUUCACAGUACAGCCUCCCUCAUCACCCCAGAAUCGCUACCUGGCUGCAGAGACACAAGCUGCUCACUGAUCAACACAGCUAUGAACUGUCCAAACAGCUGGAGCCUCCGGUGGACUUGUGUUCCCCUCCAGCAUGGAGCCACCGCACACUCUCAAAGAAACUCUCUUCUCUGCUGACAAUAGGCGACGGUUCUAAGAAACUCCCUGCCGACCAGAUCAGCGUCUCGUCCUCUGGGUCCAGUGGAUCCGAGAUGGAGGAUCUCUCUUCCCCAAACUGUUCCAUCAGGAUGCAGUCCUUCCACAGCUCUUGCAACAACGUGUCCGAGGCAUUCUCCUCCUCCUCCUCGUCCUCCUUCUCCUCCCCCUGCUCCUCCACGGCCUCCUCCUCGGAUUCCCCUACCCCUUCCGGCUCUUUCUCGGACUCCGCCGCGGACCUGUGCUCCACGCCAUCGUCGGACGCUGGCGCCAAGCUAAAGCCGCCCGUGGCCUCCCAGCACAAACGCUCGGCCUCCAUGACCUCCCUGCCCGUGUAUAACCGGCAGGUGGCCGACUCCUGCAUCGUGAGGGUCAGCGUGGACUUGGGCCACAACAACGGCAACAUGUACAAAAGCAUUCUGCUGACCAGCCAAGACAAAACUACUCAAGUGAUCCAGAGGGCUUUGGAGAAGCAUCACCUUGAACACAUGAGCACGAAAGAUUUCACCCUGACACAGGUCAUCUCUCCGGAAAGAGACCUGCUCAUACCGGACAAGGCCAACGUCUUCUACGCCAUGUCCACCACGGCGAACUUUGACUUUGUCCUGCGGCAGCACCGCAAAGCUCAGCAAAAAACGCUCUUCAAAACGGCCAGCCUCGGACGGUUCACGAAGUAGGCAGUCAGACGUUCUGCACAGACUGGGUCCGAAACUCGGACCGGGCUCCUCUGAAUGUUCCUGGAAAAUGGGCCUUUUAUUCUCAAAAAGGUACCGAAAAACGUGACUGCACUGGGAUCGCUCUGCCGAAAACCAACAAGUACCUUCUUGGAGAAGAAUCCUCCACUCAACAGAAGGUACCGGCGCUCGGAAAAACGCCCGGAGGAGUUUAAAAAAACCAACCGUUUGCGUUUAAAAGCUGUCGACCUGUUGCACGUCGUCACGGAAGCAACACGGGCCGACACCUGGAACACGGCUGAACGUGAUCAAGGAGACGCCCUCAGCCGUUUCUCAGCCCUACCGGAUGCCUUUGUGAUCAUCUGCCUUUGAAAAAGGGAUCGGAGCGCGUCGCUUUGUGAUGAACUGGAGCCCCGCGGCAGCUCUCCAGGCGACACGCUGAGCCUCAUGUGCCAGUUGGAUUCGAUCAGAGGGCGGGAAUGUUCUCGGCGGGGAUGAUUGUGUACCCGUCGGAACAGUUCCUCCAGCAGUGUGUGUGUGUUCAAGCGUUGUGUCCAACCAGUAGGAUGGCAUUCCUUCAGCAGCACAGGCCGAGGUACGCGCACGUGACUGAGGGCAAGACUUAAACGAAAGGUGAAUUGUUUGUAUUUUCAGUGUUACUUCGAGUUGUCGACUUUGUUUUAUAGGAAAAGAAAAAAAGUUUUGUAUUAAUUUCACUUCUGUGCCACUGUGAUUCACUUUAACUGCACGUUUACUUUGUCAACACAUCUUUAUGGCUCAUUACGUCUUCUAAUGACUACAAUGAUUUUUUUUUUAAAGGAAAAAAAAUCUAGAGUUCCAUGUAUUUUCAAACUUAUGUGAUUUUAAAUGUUAAAUUAUGAAAGUCUGUUAAAUUAUAAUAAACUAAUUUGGUUGUUCUCGUGAAACCUGGAUGUGACUGGUGUUGAACUGGCUUGAUUUGUUUUGUUUUUUUAAAAUCAUGACCAGAUUUUUUUUGUAGAUUAAAUCAUUUUAAUGACGUCCAUUGAGGUCCAGAUUCUAAGAGAUUGUAGAUAUGAUCACAAUUCUCAGUUUAAGUUCCAGGGGUGGUUUUGCAAAAAGAAAAGCACUGUAGACACUAAGGGUAAAGCACUAUGGACACUAAGGGUAAAUCACAAGUUUUUAAACCUCU
Molecule: messenger RNA, 3754 nt
Organism: Menidia menidia (Atlantic silverside)
Lineage: Eukaryota; Metazoa; Chordata; Actinopteri; Atheriniformes; Atherinopsidae
Source: the annotation of a GenBank genome assembly